AUGUGUCAUGCGGAUUACAAAAAUUCGUUAAUACUACCGAACGCUUACAACGCGUUCUCUCGUGACGUGGUCUUGAAUAGAAACGAUAUCGCGUUUAUACGGGUCAAGACAAUGGUAUCGGAAGGGCAGCAAAAGAAAUAUGAUGAAUAUAAGAGUACGUUGGAUGCGGACACGCUGGAAACGGCUAGAUUGGAACUCCGUGAGGAUGACAACACGAGAAACCAAGCGCUGAAGCAAUUUCGGCAUUGGAUCGAGAAACAUCCUACGAUUAAAAAAUGUAGGACUGAUUCGUUGUUCCUAUUAAGAUUUCUUAGGACGAAGAAAUUCAGUUUGCCGAUGGCGCAGGAGAUGCUGGAACAGUAUCUCACUAUUAGGCAACUUUAUUCCAAUUGGUUCCAAAAUCUCGACGUUGAUGAUCCGGAACUUAUGGCCAUCAUCGAUAACGGCUAUUUAGUACCAAUGUUAAAGCGAGAUCAACACGGCCGAAAAGUGAUAAUGUCAUGUGCAGGGCGUUUCGACCCUAAUAAAUUCUCAUCUGCACACUUGCUCCGGGUUCAUAGUAUGGUGGUCGAGAUCUUGAUGGACGAUGAGAAAAGUCAAGUCUAUGGCUACACAUAUCUCAACGACGUAGCGAGAUUGUCCAUGAACCAUUUCGGCACAUUGUCUUUCAUGGACAUUCGUAAUAUAUUGAGGUGCGUACAGAACAGUACACCGAUGCGUCAUAAGGAGACGCAUAUAAUCAAUCUACCUAGCAGCGUAGCGAAGCUCCUCGAAUUCAGCAUGUCUAUAUUAAACGACAAGCUUAAGUCUCGCGUUAUGAUACAUAGAAACAUACAAGAGCUAAAAGAAGCAGUGGAUCCAAAGAUACUACCGAAGGAAUAUGGCGGGGAAAUCUCGCUUUCGGAAAUGAUUGACGAAUUUAAGAAGGAACUAAAACAGAAAAAAGAUGAACUCAAGGCUCUCGACGAUAUGUAUAUUGAAAUAUCACCGAAAUAUUAUCAAGAGGCUAACGAAGAAUUAAGCGGAAUAUGCGGUUCGUUCCGAAAGUUAGAAGUCGAUUAAGAGACAAUCUAUUUCUUUUCGAUUUUACAACUUCACAUUGUCAGCACCUUAAUAUAUAGUUUAAUAUAUAUAGUUAUUUUCAUAUUAUGUGA
This is a messenger RNA of Atta colombica, 1154 nucleotides long. Its product is annotated as clavesin-1-like. The record is from RefSeq and is a predicted model, not a curated record. Gene Ontology annotation, cellular component: membrane. Gene Ontology annotation, molecular function: phosphatidylinositol bisphosphate binding. Lineage: Eukaryota; Metazoa; Arthropoda; Insecta; Hymenoptera; Formicidae.